AUGCAUCUACGGAGAAUAAUAACACUGACGGUCACACUGCAGAUGGUCCGUUCCUUAUCGAUAGAGCAUCCGCAGAGUUACUCAUUGUUUAAACGAGGAGUAGUGCUCGGUGAUAUGACCUACAGCUAUGCCGCAACCGAUAUGGGAUCAUCGAAUGGAGGACGCGUAAAAACGGUAACAGUCAUUAAAAAUUUAUCCGUCCCCAAGCCCACUAGUAUGGUAUUCAACGAUCGCACCGAGCAUUAUUACGAAACAUCAGAUCAAACGGGUCAUAUAAAACGAGAACGAGUUCAAUAUUGGCCCGCCGAUGAAACAAAUAAAUUGAAGCAAGUUACGGUACUUCCACCGUCAUUUGCUAUACCUGAAACAGAAGAUUUUUCUACUGUCGACUUAAAACAUUCAAUGGAACUAAUAAACAUAGCAAAAAGUGCUGCGAAAACUCAAAAUAAACUGUUAAAGAAACUUCCUUCUGAUAACACAGGUCCCGUAACUUUCCCUGCAGAUGCUCAAAUGGUCAAAAAGAAAAAUAAUGGAGUAGUAACGGUUGCCAAAGACUAUACCAGUGUAGCAAACUCUGAUACUAAAGAACGCGGCAAAACAAAGUCCACCAACAAGCUCAACACAAAAGUAGAAAUACCAGCCAAUGAACAACAGCCAAAAAGUUACGACUCCAUCGAUACAAGUGCUGCUUAUCAUGACGACUUUGAACAAACUGAAUACGUUUACAUUCCAGAAAAGAACACUUACGCUUUAAAACAAAUUUCGAAAGCGCCGUCUGCAAUAAAAAACAAAAUAAAAAGCACACCUUAUGCCUACAAAGACCCUUCGUCACCCAGCACAAUUGGUUUUACUCUUUACGGUACCGCCAAUGACAGUGCACCAGACAUACUGUUCUCCGAACUGGCCAAUGCCGUUGCUUCACGGAACAUCUCUAUGAUUAAAUCCUUAGCCGGUCAGCUAGAUGAACCGUAUAUGUAUUCCCAAUACAAUUUUGAAUCUCUCAAAACCGACGACUACGGUCCACUGGCGUUUCAAGAAAACGUCAAAGGUAAAGCUGAGAUUGUCUCAAGCACCGUCCCCGCUCCGAAGUUCGACUUUUUGGAGACUUCUACUGCGACAAGCUCAAUCACGACGACAACAUUGGCGAUAACGACUCCAAAGAAGUCCCCACUUAGGUACAUAGCACCGCGACUGAGAGGAAUCAAGAGGUUUUCAUCAAGAAGACAAUAG
Messenger RNA from Sabethes cyaneus, 1230 nucleotides. RefSeq lists its product as uncharacterized. The record is from RefSeq and is a predicted model, not a curated record. The coding region runs from base 1 to 1230 and encodes 409 amino acids. The transcript has 2 exons. Lineage: Eukaryota; Metazoa; Arthropoda; Insecta; Diptera; Culicidae.